Molecule: messenger RNA, 9855 nt
Organism: Orbicella faveolata
Lineage: Eukaryota; Metazoa; Cnidaria; Anthozoa; Scleractinia; Merulinidae
Source: RefSeq, a predicted model, not a curated record
ACACAAUGUCCCCGGCCAGGGCUCGAACCUCAACGACAAAGAAAAAAUUGCUUCGUAGAUGGUUUUAACUUAAUCAGGUCCUGUUGUAUUUCCCGAGGGAACUCCAUUUUACAGCUCCACCGCUAGCGUGUCUUAUAUCUCCAGGGUCGGAAAGUACUCAAUAUGUGGUCGGAACUGACGCAUUCAGAGUGCGAUAUAAUUCUCGUAGGUGAAAAGCUUUCACCCUCCACCCCAGAGCAAAGCCUAAUUUUCCUCAACACCUUCGUUGAACCGCCGAUUAGGACUCGGACCCACUCUCGUUCCCAGAGCCACGCGAAAAAAUCACUUCCGCCGUUGGAGAUGUCCAACAUGCUCAGACGUUCGGGUUUGCAGUAUUCAGGACGUUAAUUUCUAACUGUAAAUUUGAUCGGAGCUUACAGAGGAGGUGGAAAGUUAAACUUUAAGGCGUUGCCAAGUUGAAAGGUCAUGGUGAUAUCAAGUUCUCCAGUUCCAGUCGGGCCUGCGGGACAGCUCACCACACCAGAGUACAGUAACUGGCUUGCCCUUGGUCAUGCCUUAACAACUGUGUUGUGCCAGGGUCUUCGCCCAUUUAUAAAGCGAGAGACUGAAACCUUCUACAAGAUGGUAACAUCAAGAAUUGCAACUCUUUCAGCUGGACCCUGCACCUGUGUGCAUGUUCCAAGGAGAAAACCAAACCAGUACCACUCAAGCUCCUGCCUAUGGGCUAAUGUUCUACAAACGUAUCACCAUGGAAACAAACCAAACUGGAAACAAAGUGAUCCUAGUAAAUGGAUGGAUCCAAUCCUGGGCCCCUGGGAAAUAGCUAAACUCUUCCUUCCCGAUUUGGGAGGACAUGUGGAUAUUACUAGUGUGGAAGACAUGGACAUCACUGGAAUCUUAAAUCUGAUGUACUGGUGCAACAUAUUUGCUGUUUCACCUGCCUUAAUCAACGAAGUUCGCGAAACACGAAAUACAAAGUGGGUGCAUGUGCCUAAGCCAGAGUUGAAAGGUGUUGACAAAAAGAUUGCCUUUGACGCAAUUGAAAAGUUGCUCCGCGAUCCUCAAUUAGCCUGCGACCCAGAGGCUCAAAAGGCCCGCCAAGAGAUCGUAACUCUCAAAUGCGUGUCUGACUUGCACAAUGUUGAAGCUCAAGUUCAGGCCCAGUUUAAGGACGCGCUUGUGAACGAAAUGUCUGGCAUUAAGAGUACUCUGAGCAAGGAAUCAAGACGUAACAAAAAACAACGAAGCCAGUUGGAGGGACGUCUUCACAACAUACAAAAAACCUUGGAACAUUUAAACGACAGGAUGAAGGGUGGUGCUACCUUUACAGGCGUCGUCCAAAAUGGCGUGUCAUACUUGUGGAAUUGUGCGAUCAAAUAUUGUGGAAUAAUAAGAAGAACGCUGGUAACUCCUUGGUUGGUGAUCCUCUUAUUGUGCGGAUGUUUCACCAUUCUGGAUCCAAGAUCAUACAAAGAUGGAUGCCCUACAGAGGACGCUAGUGUGCCUUUUGAAACCAAAGAUAUCAACAUGUCCGACUAUUUGAAUACAGCCCGUGCAGAAAACUUCAUGGGUCGUCAGUGGCUGUACCGCGAAGUCGAAAAUGCACUUCUUGGAAGCGAUGUUUCUGGUGUUCUGAUAAUAGGAGAUCCAGGUGCGGGAAAAUCUGCCCUGUCAUCCCAACUUAUCUGUUCGAGGACGUCAAGUUCUUUGAUCCAUGCUCGUAUUCUAGGCUACCACUUGUGUAAGCACUCGGACAAAAAUACUCAAAUGACGGGAAAGUUCGUUCGAAACUUGGCAGAGAUGAUAGCUCGCAGGCUGCCGGAAUAUGGCUAUCUUGUUUCCAAUAGCACCUAUAUUCAACGCUCAUUUGUUCUUGAUUGCAUCCAAAAUCACGAUCCCGUGGGUUGUUUUGAACAAACAAUUUUGACACCUCUGAGGAACUUGAAGAACGAACCGAAAGAAAACUGGUACAUCGUGCUAGAUGCCUUAGAUGAAUGCCUUGCACAAGGUGAAACAAGUCACAGCAUUGUUUAUCUGCUGAACAACAAGAUUCCUCGGUUUCCGAAGUGGUUAAAGCUCAUAAUGACUUCGCGAAAUGAAUCUGACGCUUCUCCGCAUUCAAGCAAAAUAAAAGAAUUAAUUAUCGAUCCAGAAGACUCUAGGAAUCUUGAGGAUAUUGAGCUGUUUUUGAUCUCGAGAUUUUAUCAAGCUAGUCCUUUGCUCAACCAUGUAAAAUUGUGGUUUGGAGACGACAGCGUGAAAAGUACUUCAAAGUUAGUCUCUACUUUGCUCAGUAAAAGUCAAGGAAACUUUCUUUUUGUUAAAGAAGUGCUUCGUCACUGGGAACUCUCAAGACACGAGUUAAGUGAUGCGUAUGCAUUGCCAAGAACAUUAGGAGACCUCUACCAUAGUUAUUUUGCAAGGCUUUACCCUGAUACUAGAAGAGGAGGCUUUAACCCUGUUAGACGUGUGUUGGAACUCCUGGUUGCCACGUUUGAACCAUUGACACGAAAAGAGCUCUUUGAUAUUCUUAGAAUGAACGAAAGAAACCUAGAGGAGGAGUAUGAAUUUCAAAGUAGACUAAAGGAACUGGGUCAUUUUCUGAGAUACGGAGAAAACAAUACAGUAACACUGUAUCAUUUGUCGUUAACUGAGUGGCUUGUAAGUGAGAGCAACAGGAAAUUUCGCGUCAGUAAAAAGAUGGGACACGAAAAAUUAUGUGAUUACUACUUUAGUCUCAUUCGAGAUGGAGAUAAAUCUACAUUGUCCAAGUACAUUCUCACUUUAGCACAACACAUUGCAUUUGGGGGAUGGAGAGCAGCCUACGUUGAAGAAUUCCUCCAUUUUCCCUCACAGACAGUCAAUUCCUCGGAUCCGCAAAACAGUAGGACUCUGUUGCAUCUUGCUGCAACAAUUAACAGUUCAGAUGUACUGGAACUGGUAUUGCGGCAUUUCAGUGAUGUCGACUGUGUUGAUAACCGUGGAAUGACGCCCACAUUUCUGGCGGCAGAACAUGGACUUGUGGACAACUUGGCAUUUUUGGUGAGAAAAGGAGCCAAAGUUAAUCGAAAAACAAACUCAAUCAUUGCCAUGUUCAAAGAGGAUGUAAAAGCUGCCUUCCAGCAAGCAAAAUAUGGUUCCAGUGAAUUUCGUUUUCCCGACAUACGUGUACACGCGCCCGACUUUCAGUCCAAAUCCAGAUUUUUUGGUGCCACUCCACUUCACGCCGCUGCUCAAGGAGGGCACGUCAACGUUGUUCGUUAUCUCCUUGACAACAACGCUUUCAUUUCGACAUUUAAUUGUGCUCAUCAGACUCCAAUCCAGUUAGCAGCUGAAAAUGGACAUGUAGAGGUUGUUAAAAUUCUAUACGAAGCAGGUGCAGUGGCAGAUCAAACGGCUCUUCAUCAUGCGGCAGCAAAUAAUAGACUGGAAGUAGUGCAAUUUCUCUUAGAGAACGGCGUCAAAGAUACGUGCUUGAGAUGCGACGGCUCGUUUUAUUGGCUGAGGACAAAACAUCGCCUUCAAAGUAAUUCGCCUCUUCCUUUUCCGGUAAAAGAAAAUUGUAUUCCCCAAGAAAUGCUUAAUCAUAGCAUUUUUGAGAUGUGCAUUGACUGGGAAAGAAACUGGGACGAGCCAGAAGGCGUUAGUUAUGGAGAAUUGUUUGAUGACAAACAUUUAAUUUUAUGCCAUACUGCACUUCAUGCAGCUGUUGCGUCAGGACACAAAGAUGUUGUUCAUCAACUCAUUUCUCAACAAAUAAACGCGCUCAACUGUUAUGAUUAUUCGGGAAGAACACCACUGCAUGAAGCCGUUCGUAAAAAUGAUACACAACUAGUUGACAUUUUGCUCCAUAAACAACCACACAAGAUAAAUUACAAGUGCUAUCACUGGCAAAAUGUGAACACUCAAAUGGCUUCAGGAACAUUUGUAUCAUCCGGUAAACUUAAUGUUGAGGAAUCAAUUUAUUAUCACAAAGAUAUCUGCCAUUGUGGAUACACUCCUCUUCAUCUCGCAGCACGGUAUGGCCAUAAAAACCUCGGGAUAUCCCUCAUCUUCCGACAUGGGGCACACGUUCAUGCACAGGAUUGUACUGGAGCAACACCUUUCCACGUAGCAGCUUGUCACAAUCAGCGAGGCUUUGUGUCCAUAUUUUCUCAUUCGAAAGUUGGGGGUGACAUUAACGGCAAAGCUCUGAACGGAUCUACUCCUCUUCACAGCGCCGCAGCGUGUGGCGCUGCCGAAGUCAUUGGUGAUCUGCUUUACUUUAAAGCAGACCUCAGUGCUGUUGAUGAUGAUGGCCUGACGCCACUACACUACUCGAUUCUUAACAUUAAAUCAAGUCGGUUUGUUCAAAGAGUGUUAGUGAAUGACAGUUGUUCAAAUGGGUCUCUUAAACUGGUUCAGAUAGACCGACGGGGUCAUUUGACUACAUUUUUUAAAGAAGGCAAUCAAGUAAAAAACACAGACCGUUUUCCUUGGUUAGACACAUUUCUCAAUUUGGUUCUUCGGGGUUCCGACGUCGAUGCUGUUGAUAUAAGAGGAAGAACACCACUGCACGUUGCCGCUUACAAUGGUUUAUCUGAUGCUGUCAACAUUCUCCUACAGCGAAAGGCGGCACUCAAUAUACGAGACAAACAAGGCAAAACACCACUUGAUAUGGCGGUUGACAAUGCAACAGUUGUACCCAAACUUUUACCGUUCUUUUUAGCAACAGAAUUUCACAAUAUGCGACAGUCUUUAUGUGAUCACGAAAUGGUUGUUUACCUUCUUUUGUCUUAUGGCGCCUCAUUCAAGAAAUGUAAGCGUUCAGGAGGUAGCUUGCUUCAUAGGGCAAUCAUAAACCAACAACCUUACAGCGCACAACUGCUGCUGCUGAAGGGAGCCAGUUUAACAUGUAAAGACAGCUUUGGUCGAACACCCCUUGUAAGUUACCUGCACAAUGGCGGAGACUGGAUAGAUGUGGUCCUCAAGCAUUUUAAUGUGCCAGUUGUUAUAAAAUGUGGAAAGCCUUUCAAUGUUUCAGUUUUUCAUCUCCUGUGUUACCGGCCACCUACUGUAUCAGAUGAACAUUUCUUCGAGUAUAGACAAUGUGAUAAACGUGGAGAAUGUGAUCCUUCAGAAAGUAAAUUGCAGAAGGGUCCUCUGGCUAAAGCCAUUGAAAGGCACCCAUUAAAGCACGGUAUCAUAAAUUCCUGUUUGGAUUCCGAGGGAUUGACACCUUUACACAGAGCUGCACAAGGGGCAAAUCUAGUAGCUAUUCGCUACCUCCUUGCAAAUGGUGCAAAUGACUCGAUUUUAAGUCCACAAGGACUUGAUGCCUUAUCACUAGCUAUUCUUCACGCUGGUAACAAUUUCUGGGAACUAUCGGUAUUUAACAACUGGGAUGAACAAGUACUUGGAAUGACGAGGGCCUCUGACGCUGCAAUUGAACUUCUUCGCCAUGCAACGAAGACUCGUGGAUACCGAGUCAGAUGUGGCUCCAGUAAACCAGAACUGACAUUGUAUCAUUUAGCAGCCUCGCGUGGUCUGGUGAAGUUCAUAGAGGAAUUAUUCAAUGAGAGGAAGCUUCAUCAGUUAGAUGUGGACUGCCCUAAUGCGGAUGGAAUAACACCGAUGUACCUGGCAAAGUUUUUCGGAAUUCAAGUGGAAAGUGGCAUCUACAAUCCCUGGGAACACGUCAUCAGCAUCAUUGAAAGUUAUGGGGGAAAGAUGCGAUACCCGAACAAGGAUGCUGAAUAUAGUUUAAUCUAUAACCGCAUUCAUGGCUACAUUCCCGCAAAUGUUACGCUAGAUAUUAGGCCAGAUAUUCGUCAUUUCGUUUCAUCUCUUUUGUUGUUGUAUGAAAAAAGAAACAACGAUUCAUUUUAUUGUGGUUUACGUGGACUUCUUAAGAGCAUUGCCGAAGAUCCUUUAUCAGUGGCAUCAAUUUGGUAUGAGAUAGCGGCAAGCCAGAUGGUCGAAGGGCUUGCAACUAGUCAUCUGGUCAAACAGUGUUUAAGGAAGCAAACGGAAUUUAAUCGACAUUUGACAAAAUUAAGACUACAUCAACUAGCCCACCAGGAUUCCAUUUUAAAGAUCAGGAAGAAGGCAAAACUAAAUUUGAUCCACAAAGAACUGCACAACUUAAUGCGGACGCGACACAAGGAACUCUUUGAGGUCUUUGCCUGUGCUAAAUCGUUGAUGUACAGACUUCAACCACUUUUUGACGGAAAAAAGUUGAAGAUUUUUAUCCGGCAGUAUGAAGAAACUCCUCCUUUGUCAUUUUACCUAAAUCGGAUUUGCAAGGCCUUCGAGCAUGCCUUUGAUAUAUUACACCCUGUUCGAAAAGGACGACUUUCGCGUUUUGAACACCUUUUUUUAUACCCAAAAUUUUUAAACGAGCGAAUCAACUUCGUCACAGGAAGUUCUACUAUUAUUGGUCUCAGAAUUAAGUGGCCCUUGGACUUUUUUGUCAAGCUUUUCUUUGGUCACUUUCGGCGAUAUGAUUACGUGAACACUCUCCAGGUAGGAAUAGAGCAAGAUAAUUCAGGCGUCCCACUCUACACGGACAAAGAAAGACGGGUUCUUCAGACUCUUCAGUAGCAAAAGACAUUCUUUUCACGUCAGGCCAAAAAGGACCGAGAAAAAAAAUGCUGUAACGUUAGUCACCACUUCAUCACGUCAGUUGUUUCGUGAUGAAUUACAACCGAGUCCCAAAGAAGGACAAGAAGACCAGAUAGUUGACAACAGAUAUAUGAAAGAAAUGUUGUUGCUCUAGUUUUAAUGCCGAUUCCAUAUUGACGUACUCGAUAUUAUCUUAAUUGAAAUCUGUGAUGGUUAGUGCAUCAGACGUACGCUCAAGCAGUUUAAGGCCCGGGUCAGGAAUGUGAAAGGUUGGGUAGCUAUAUCUCUGGUUAUAUUUGUUUAACUAAACUGAAAUUCUCCCUGACUCGUCAGAAGCACCAAAUCUACUUUAAAAUGUCAAGGACGUUAAAACCUUAGUGUGUGUUAAAUUUGGUUUCAUUGUCACAUACGUCUUUAGAGGGAUAGCUAAGAAAUUUUAUUUACCAGUACAAGUAUUUGACCCGGGCCUUAAACUGCUUAAAAGACAUUUAUGUUUUUGAUUACCUCCACAAGGAGCCACUGACCUGAAGGAGCUUAGAGAUGUUCACAUAGAUGUCUAUUUUUUAAUAAUACUUAUAGGGGGUCUAAUUUACCCAAACGACGAGGACGAUGGCAACGGAAACAUCAACAUACAAACGUUAGAAUGCGUAGAAUGAAUGAAUGAAUGAAUGAAUGAAUGAAUGAAUGAAUGAAUGAGUGAGUGAGUGAGUGAGUGAAUGAAUGAAUGAAUGAAUGAAUGAAUGAAUGAAUGAAUGCAUGCAUGCAUGCAUGCAUGCAUGCCUGCUUUAACGUUUGUCUGUAAAACAAUGGCUAUCAAGCGUUUUUCGGCCGAAAAGAUAAACCCCAACGAUAAACUAUCAAUAUUGCUAUUUUGUAUUUACAUAUCGAGCUCAGGAUUGUGAUACCGAUAGACACACUGACUGGAAGAUCUCAGAGAUAAGUGAAGUUCUUAAGUAGCUAUCAAUCAUAAUUUUUAAGAAGAUUACGUCAUUUUUUAAUUUAUAAGACAUGUUUCGAUGUUACUAACAUCAUCGUCAGUUACUGAAUAUUUGAAAAACCGUUAGGACGAUAUAACAACUAGGCGAAACAUGCAUAGUUGUUAUAUAGUCCUAACAGUUUUUCAAAUAUUCUGUAACUGACGAUGAUGUUAGUAACAUCGAAACAUGUCUUACAAAUUAAAAAUGUAAUCUUCUUAAAAGUUAAGAUUUGCUUUCUGCUGUCUCGACCUUUUGGUUCCAGCUAUCAAUCACUUUUGCAUCCGAGUUUGCCCUUAGCGUUAUCGUUGUGCCAAGGUUAACUCCCUAAUGCUGAACCUACUUGAGUCCCGGGGCCCGGUUGUUCAAAGCACUAUUCAACUAUCAAAGGAAUAGCUUAAGUUUUUCACAAGUUUAGCUUUGUGACCUCAGUGAAGAUCUCUGUUAUUAUGUUUUGUCCUUCAGGUUGAUCUCAAACUCUAUAAAACAUUGGGACUCACAAACUCCCCGGUUAACUUUUUACCCGAGAUAAGCGUUAAGCAGCUUUCGAAAAACCGGGCACUGAUUGUACUUACAGCACACUGUAAACAGUAUCUCUUUUGCUCUAAAAAGAAGAACGGAAACACUAGCUAAACAAUGGGCGAACGGCGUCGCCACUCGCACCCUGGAAUAUCGUGCUACGCUCAGUGUUUGCGUUCUUCCUGAGUAUUUAGAGCAACAGAGAGACUACUCGCAGUCUAUACUUACAGUACCAUCCCUUGACAUGACCUCACAUGAACGGCACUGAAUUGCUCUCUGUCAAAUUGACUGUUUCGCGAAAUCUUUUUGUUUUUCAUCUGUUACACGGAUCUUCGUUCGUUUUCAGUAUCUAGUGAGUAACCACCUGAUAGAAAUCAUUAUCAAUUUACUAGUUGGCUCAUCACGCCCAGUAUAAACAAAUUUUGAAAGUUAGAACUCCAUCUUGCUCAACUACCAAACGGAAUUUGCAAAAAAUUGCACGUUAAUCAGAACAACUUUGACACAAGGAAAUGAGUUAAUCGAUUAUUCCACUUAAACGGGAACGGACUGGAAUAUAAGUGAGAGUGCAAGUGCAGAGCAAUGUAGUACAGAAUGCUUUAGUUAACAGACUGAUGGACAUCUAAUCGGAAAAGGGGGGAGGGGAAUUCAUAAGCAGAAUUUUACGGUAGUGUACCUGCUAAUUCCUAAACGAAAAACGAGCACAAAAUAAGGAUAUGAACAAGACGUGUAUCAAGAUAACCUCUGAUCUCAAUCAAAUGUAGCUAAAAUACAUUGAGGACUUUACAUUAUGUGUGUGUUCAUCAUUUCUAUUUAAGUGUUCACACCCCUUUUCCGUUCUCAAUGCUACAACUAGCAAAAUGCAGUUAUGUACCACUUCUAAGGUGUUUUGCCAACAUUGCGCAGGGGUGGGGAGGGGAAGAGCUGUAAAUACGGAGUAUUUCUAUAGUCUAAGUCUAGAUAUAUAGAUACGCGGCCACAGACUAGAGUGUCCUUAGGUAAAGUCUGCGUACGAGCCAAGUGGCCCAUCAGGCCAGAGCGUAUCCCGGUUUCUGUAGCAUGAAGCUACUAGUAGUAUUUCUACUCACCCCCUGGAUGAGAUGCUAGUCCAUCGCACACCCAGCAUUAAUUUCUCAGGUACCCAUUUACACAUCUGGGUGGAGAGAAGUACUGUGAGAGAAGAGUGUCUUGCCCAAGAAAACAACACGAUGUCCCCAGCUAGGGCUCGAGCUCGGACCGGUGGAUUCGGAGACGAGCGCACUAACCACAAGGCCAAGGCGCCUUCCACUAGAGUUUUUUUUAACACUGUUGAAAAUUGUUUCCAUUUUUUUCAAACUAAGCUGUUUGUUUUGCGUCAACGGGUGCAAUUUUUCGUACACUUACUUAAACCGAAUUUAAUAUUUCUGGCCGUUUUCUGAGCCCCGCGUUUAUGACAGCUGGUCUCCCAAAAUGACUGCCGCGAAAUCGGAACUGGCACAACGUCGCUUUUCUUAGUGCCGACAAAAAGGAUCCCCGCCCCUGGAGACGAGAACAAAAAGGUUUGUUGUACAAAAGCGAUUUGCAAUUGUUGUGGCAAUGAGCCAUAGCAUUGAAUGCCCUUUUGGCAAAUCGCAAGUGUACAGUAAUGAAUUGUACCUGGUGCGCGGUACUGCACAAAACCAACGUACUUUUGUUCUUCUGGGUCUAUUGGUAUCUAGAAAAGUUACGAAGUUACGCUCAAGUGGCCAUUACCUCACUCUCCGGUGUGUCAUCCUCGUUUAAU